AUGAAUACAAAGUUCACACAACAGGAAAGGGUCAGUUUGAUGGAACACAUAAAGCUCUCAGCACUGGAGUACAGUAUAAAAAAUGAUGGACAAAACUAUUUUGCUGAUUUAAUUCAGGUUCACAAUGCUCUUGGUCUCACUGCCAUGUUUGGAGAUGCUACAGCUAUGGCCUACCUCACGCCGAAGAAAGACUAUGAAGUCAUGAUCAUCAGUCCACUCGCCGGUCAGGAUUUUAUCAGGUUACUUUUCUAUACAAUAAGGGCAUUUAUUGAUGAUCUUCAUUUAUAUGCAUGGAGUCUUGCUGUUUUUUUACCCAAACUUGAACCAUAUGGUACACCAAAGCCAGAGGAGAUACCGGCUGUUGCAAGAAUCAUCAGUAGAGGGCCUCCUAACAAUCCAAGGAAUGAUAUCAGUUCUAUGGAGCUUUUUGCUGCAUCCAAUGUGAACGUAGACCCCUUUACCAUCAUUGAGCACAUCAAGAGAUCUGUAAGCUUGAAAGGACGGAUCCAGGCGGGAGACCUCCGGAAGAUAGCCGAGCGGAAAGAAAAGCUCCAGCAUGAGAUGGACGAACUGGAGAAACAGGAGGAGGAGCUGGAGCUGAAGGAGAAUAUGGAGAAGGAGGCUGUGAAUGGGGAGGUUGAGGGUGAUGGAAGGGAGGCGAAGGUGAUAGGAGUGUUGGAUGAUCAAGGGAAGGAGAGAGGGAUGGUGAGAGAAGAAGAUGAAGAUAAAGAGAGAAGAGAGGAGAGACUGAAUACGGUGAUGGAAAAACUCAUGAAAGAGCGACGGAGAGGUGAAAAUAACGAUAAAGAGCAGAGAUUAAUAGGUGACGAUCCAAAGACUAAAGAUUCUAAAGAGAGGUAUUUAGAAGGGCACGACAUGAGGAGACGGGUCAUCUGGCCUGGUGAUGGGAACGGUAUUGAGGAAGAAAUUGAUGAUAAAACGUGAAGCAGAGAUAGUGGGAAUCUCCGUGCCACGGAUGAAGAUGCAAUUCAGUACUGCCUUGUGUUGAUGUGAUAAUCAUAAAUUGUGCAAUUAAAAUAAUUAGAAGGAUUGAGAGUGGUUGAAAGUAUUUCCCGGUUGAUGAGGUUCAUUUUUGUGUACAACCUAGUUUCGUUAUGCAACUGGGGCCAGGAAUGAUCAGUUGAUAAUUUCAUCAAUGAUUUCUAACAAAUUUUCUUCAAGAACGGUUUUUGAUGAACGGGAAGUAUGUUUGCAUAAUCUAGAUAUUACUGCUUCUUCUUGAUGGUAUUGAGAGCUAUAAAGAGUUUUUAAUGGGACUCUAUAUGAGAUGAUAAAGUGAGAAAAUGGAGUGUAUGAAAACACAACUGGAAACCAAUGGCGAUAGACAAGCAAACUAUAAGUACUGAUAUUUAGGCCCACUUGAGCUUCACAACCUCUUAAUACUAAAAGGCUAUUGUCAAAAGUGAGAGCUGCCCCUAUGUCACUUGGAAACCAAAAUCGGCUUUUCAUUUACCAUUUUCUGCUGUUUCAUCAUAGGCAUUACACAGGGAAUGUGUGGAGAGCUGCUAUUGAAAAACACAUUUAUAGCUGGAUUCUUGCUAAAAGACACAGCAAAGACAAGUUGCCAAAAUUAUCAUAUUUGUCUUUUAUGUAGCGAGAUAUCUAUCAAUGACCGCUCAAAGCGCUUUACAAUUAUUAUUACCUGGUUACGGUAUUUAUAGGUUUCUUUAGCAGCCUGUCUGGCGUACACUUGCUGAACCAACCGAAAUGGCGGUUGUUUCCUACCGGUACCCUAUUAGCACCUGAGUGAGAGUGGCAAAGUGUGGAUUGAUGCCUUGCCAAAGGAUGCUAGGCCAUGGUGGGAUUUGAACACGCCACCCUCUGAUUACAAGGCAAGAGUCAGAACCGCUACACCAUAGUGCUUCCACAUGAGGAAAUGAAAUGAGGAAAUGUUUUCCAUUAACCAAAACCAAAGAUCAAGUUUGUUUCUUCCUGUUGGCAGGAAAUUCAGACAAUUGACUGUGAUUCUAAUGACUUUCGUUGGAAAUCAUUAUGAAGAUGAUUAUGAGGUGACCGAAUAGGAUGUAGUGAAGUACGUACCUUUCUGAAGUACCUCCUGAAAUCUAUGGUGAUAGACAAACAAACACAACUCAGUACCUGACUCUUUCACCUAGCUUCCGGUACACUCAAUCUCUUAUUGAUGAAUAAGGAAAUAUCUUCCAUGAUAAACACAUCCAAACUAGGAUAUUAUCUCUUAUUCACUUACAGGGUAUCCAAAAUUUUUGUUGUUUUUAAAUUGUAUUUUAUAUCAAUCUGAGGUAAUUUUAAAGGUGGUGAUGAGGUACAAGUAGGAAAUAGUGAAAGAGAAUUGGGUAUUUAUGGAGACAGUUUUAUUCAAUCUGUUCAAGUUGGUUGAAUUCUCUCUUAAGUUAGUAUUUUGGUAACUUAUUUACGUGUAUUUUUUGCAACUACAAAGUGUUUCAAGCCCAUGAAGUACAUGGGAAGUUCACCUGAUGGGAAAGUUAUGAUUUUUUAACUGUGUUUUAUAUUCUCAACUCGAGAUGAGUUACAGCUUGGUUAGAUAUUUUGAAAAAAAAAAUCUCUGAUAAUUUCAGAUAUCAUUUCAAGUGACAUUGGUAUUUUAGUUGAUGUAUUCUAGAUCAAUAAAUGACUAUUUUUUAAAGUAAAAUUUAUGGAGAAACUUUGAUGUGCAAUAUACAAUUGAUAAUAUCUUGCAAGGGUAUUUGCAUGAAUUUUGACUGUACAGAAGAAAUCAUAAAUGUAUAUCAUUUUCCUAGAUAAACAGAUUAACAGUAAAUAAUAUAUUGGACACAAUUUUUUUUUUUAUGUAAUGUAAAUUGAUCUGUCAUUUUUUGUUGGUGUAAAAUAUGACAAAUCGUAUUCCUUUUGUAAAUGAAGAGUACAAGAUAUGCAAGUUUAUAAAUACUGUGGCAUGUUUGGCAAUAAAUCUCUAAUUAGGUGGUCUGUCAUGAAAAUGACAGAUCACCUUUUAUUCAA
Messenger RNA from Lytechinus pictus (painted urchin), 2979 nucleotides. RefSeq lists its product as uncharacterized. The record is from RefSeq and is a predicted model, not a curated record. The coding region runs from base 1 to 945 and encodes 314 amino acids. Lineage: Eukaryota; Metazoa; Echinodermata; Echinoidea; Temnopleuroida; Toxopneustidae. The transcript has 6 exons.